CGGGGCCCCAUAUUGACAAGGAAAGUGAUAUCUACACGGCCCAUCCAACGGUGCUUCUUCUACAUAAGACCGGUGACGCGCUCCAAAAACUCCCGUAUUAGGCUUCCACGACUCUUGCUCCAUCUCGCGACACGAUAUGGCGUCCACACCGGCAGCGGAGCCUAAUGGCCCCGCCUUCUCGAGACGGGCUUGGGAGGAACGACGCGAUGAGAUCGUCCGGCUAUACCAGGAUGAGGAUUGCGACUUUAAGGCGCUGGUCGAGAUAAUGAAGACCAAUGGCUUCUCCGCGACUCGGAGGGAGUACAUGAAGAAGUUUAAGCAGUGGGACAUUCGCAAGAACGUCAAGGCGGACGAGUAUGCGGCCAUUGUCCGCGUGCAAGCCCGGCGCCAGGCAGAGGGGAAGCGGACGGCAUUCAGGGUGCGGAAGCGGCCGGUUUCCCAGGCAAACAUAUCCCGGUAUAUCCGGAAGUCCAAGAAGAAAGGGUCGCCUAAACCCUCGGUCGACGGUGAGGCAAUCGUCGAGGCUCACACACCACCCUUUAUCGAAUAUGACACGCCUCCAGCAAGUCCCUCGUCGCCCACGCUGAGCGGCGGCCAAGGUUACGCGGACUCUAUCACUUUGACAGAAUGUGGCAAACCCGGGAGCCAGUCACCGACACCAGAUGCCAUCACUCAGGGCUCGACGCAACUUUCCGCUGGCAUCGAAUUUGCUGCCUCAUGGAAGAGUGGCCAGUGGGCUCUAGGAGCUGUCGAAGACCUCUCUGACUCUGACCCGCCCUCCCCCGCUAUGCUGGUUAGGAGCUCACACCACCAAGACUCCAUCAUCGGGGGCCACUCACCGCGCGCAUUCCUCAUCCGGCGCUCGCCCGCACGCGCCGCCCAGGUGAUGCCCGGACUGACCCGACACUUUAUGCGCCAGGCGCACUCCCCACCCCGGGCCGUCGCCAUGCCCGACACGCUGCGGUACGCCGACGGGGUCCUCCGGAGCAUCCGGGACUACGUGUACGGGCUCCGGACGGCGGCACUCUGCUCGUGCGACGAGGACGCCGAGGGCAACGCGCUCAUGCCCAAGACGGGCGCCGGCGCCAUCCACCCACGUCACUGCUGGCUGGCCGAGGCCAACCCAAAGGCCGGGCGCGACUGCUCCGCCAACCUCGUCAACGGCUUCGCCCUGAUGGAGGCGGCGCGCUACGCCGAGGGGCGCGCGCUCCUCCAGGCCGCCCUGGCCCAGUACGACGAGUGCGUCCGCCACUGCCCCUACCAGGCAAAGUUCCUCUCCACCUUCCUGUCCAUCCACGCCCGGCACGCGCCGCUGCACCGCGCCCAGGCCGUCGUCUUCGACUACGUGCGGAGGGUCCUGCGCCGCCGGCUCGGCGCCCUGUGGCCCGACCACCCGCUCGUGCGCAUCGUCGACAUCCUCUUCCUCGCCACCAAGAGCCACGCCGCGUCAGUCGUGCGCGACCCGGCCAUAAUGCUGUUCGUGGACAGCGUCUACGGACGGAACAGCGAGAAGGAAACGGUCCCCGGCAUCGAUGACAAGACGGUGCUCAUGAGCCCAGUGCGGAGGUGGGAGUGGACCUUCUUCUCCCUCCGUGCCAACUUCGAGCGUGUCGCGGGCGCCGCCGCCGUGGAGACGGAUGAGACCUCGCCUCCCCUCCGCUCGCUGCGGCGCCGCCUGACCGAGCUCCACUCGGGCAUAGAGGCCGAGCAGAACCCCCUCUUCGACUGCCUCCUCAAGCUGCUAGUCUUUGUCGCCCACAAGGGGCCCGUCGACAUGCACCUGGAGCCGCUGUACGCCCACCUGAUCCAGUAUCCGGGCUCGAUGGACAAGAUCCUCUCCUGCGCCAAGGAUCUGGUGGCGGGCCUGUGGGGGGACUGGGCGGACAAGAGGACGAGGUGCUUGUAUCUCCGCACCCUGGUGAUUGCGCUGUGGCGCUUCGAGCAGGCGUACACCGGGCUGGCCAACGGCGAGGCGGCGGCCGUCCUGAGGCUGUGGCGGCUGCCAAUCGAGGCAUGGCUUGCAGAUCAUGAAAACAACGUGGAAGCGGAUGGAAGGCAGCUGCCUGCAGAACUACGGCCUUUGAUGGACCAGCCAAAAGGGAACUGGACCUGAAACAGAGGAAGGAGGAUCACCAAAAGAACAUAAAGCACCAUCCCCAUUCGCGACUUGUUUCACGCGACUGUGACAGCCGGUGCCGCGUCAUCUUUAGUGCUCACGACACAUGGCUAGGCGGUAGACGAAUUGGGUUUAGCGGUCGACAUCUUGUUCAGCUUAUGAGCUUCCCGCAACACGCGCUGAUGAGCUUAUGGGCUGGUGAGCUUACGAGCUUAUGCACAAUCAAUCCAUCUCGCAAGAAGCAUCCAGCGCGC
This is a messenger RNA of Gaeumannomyces tritici R3-111a-1, 2370 nucleotides long. RefSeq lists its product as hypothetical. Bases 137 to 2113 code for a protein of 658 amino acids. The record is from RefSeq and is a predicted model, not a curated record. The transcript is spliced from 2 exons. Lineage: Eukaryota; Fungi; Ascomycota; Sordariomycetes; Magnaporthales; Magnaporthaceae.